UGUCACAAGCGUUAGCUCGCUGGUGCUGCUGGCUGCUACAGGCCGCUCGCUCUGCCAUUCACUUGUGGUGAAGAAGAAGAAGAAAAGGAAGAGGAGAGAGAGAGAGAUAGACAGAGCCUGGUUUCUCUGUGUGUGUUCAUUCGCUCAGUGGUCACAGUGGUGGAGAGACGUACGCAACAAGGCUCUCGUUUGUGUCGUGUGUCUGUGGUGUGGCCCUUGAUCGUCAUAUCUCUUUCUAAGCUUAAGUGGUGGUGUAAUGCAUCUCAGUGCUUGCUCAUGGCUCCAGUGUGUCACAAUUGUGCCCUGAAAGUCGUCUUAACAGAGACCCUUCGGGUAUAUGAUAGGUCUCUGCUGCCGUAGAAGAGUGAGCCAGUGUCAUACGAUUGUUUUCCCCUCUCUCCCCCCGACAGAGAGAGAGAAAGAUAGACCUGAAGGGGCAGCAGAAAAGCCAUAAGCGUAUCGUGUGACAUACCCCCUUCGAGAUCAGCAUCAUAUUAUUGAUCUCUGGAUCUUUUUCGUGUGGUUUCAGUGCUUUUUUGAAGACUUGAAGUUUGAAAUUUAAGAUGUGGCCCGUUGGCAGUACGCAUUGUCAGGGUGGUGUGAUAAACCCAAGCAGCCCCACAAACUCUUCGUCGGGUCUUCAUUGCGCCCUUAACAGAGACGAAGGUGCCAGACCCAAGACGACGACGUCUAAUACGACUCUAGACAUUUCAAAGUCUCACUACGAUUCACAUCACGACUCGGGCUUCCUCUCGGGCUCCAACUUGAUGUCCUCCUCGAGCAUCGGCUGUGACGAACCCCACAGCCCCACGACGGCCACUGCUGUCAGUAUGACGGGAGGGGACGGUGGUGGAGGAGGAGGGCCCCCCCGAGAGAGCAACCCUCAUGACCUGAAGUCACCCACCACGUCGGCGACGUCCAUCGGACACCUCGAUUCCGGAAUAGACAUUUCCGAACAGUUGAGUUCCCUCCACUUGGCGUCUCCCACGACGUCCGCCUCCCCUUGCAGCACGAGCAGCGAGGUCGACCUCACAAACGCUACGACUCGAAAAACGACGUCGCCUAGGCCUACGAGGUCACGCCUCGGACUUAAUCAGGCUCAAGUAGCACUCCUCCAGGAGAUAUUCCAGACUGACGAAGAUGGUGAUACGCAGUUGCACGUGGCUGUGAUGAGAGGGUUUAUCGAAGUGGUGUACCACAUUACUCGUCUCUUACCUCAUCAGGCAUUCCUGGAUCUCCCAAAUCAUACCGGAAGGACGGCGUUACAUUUGGCAGUGUCCACGGGCGACUCCGGAGUCGCAAGACAUCUGGUUGUUUGCGGGGCGUCUCCAGUAGCGAGAGACCGCAGGGGCAACACGCCCUUGCACUCCGCCAGUGCCCAGGGCGACCUUCGCAUGGUGACCCAGUUAACCAGACCCGUAACCGUGGCUGAGGUCAUGAAUGCCAGGCUCUCCUAUGCCCCUGCCCACACAGCCGGACUUCUGGCUGCAGAUCUGACCAACUAUGACGGUCAGACUUGUAUUCAUAUCGCAGCGCAAGAAGGACACAAAGAAAUCCUGCAACACUUGACGUGGUACGGAGCAGACAUCAAUGCAAGGGAAGGGAAGAGCGGGCGAACUGCGUUGCACUACGCCGUGGAGGCACGUGACCAGGCCCUUGUCGCCUUCUUGGCCGAAUCCUGUCGGGCGUCUCUCACUCUGGAGACCUACGCUGGCCUUACGCCUUAUCAGCUGGCGUUAGCAAACGGAGCCACGGGAAUAGCCAAUCUUUUGCUAAGCAUGGGCGCCCCUGGUGACGCCCUCCCAGCCUACCUCACAGCAGAUGAUGACCUGGACUACGAUGAGGUCACUGGACCAGUUGAGAUUAGCAACGGUUGGGGAGGCAUGGAUGACCUAAGAAUCGGUGGGGUUCCUGUGCCCAUGUCAAUGCCAGUUUCAGUGAAUGACAGCACCCCUUUCAACCCUGACAGAUAUCUUUAAAGGAAUGCCUCUGCCGCCAUGAGGUUUAAUUCAAGAAAAUAUUUUUUCGUCCCUUUUCCGUUUAGGGAAUGGAAAACUGGCAGAGAGGACCAUCUAGCCAGGGUCUUGCAUGGGAAUUGUCAUUUGAUCCUGAUAAGGGUGUUUACAGAGCCUAAGGACGCUGUGGGCAGGAAUGCUCGUUGGGAGUGUUUCUUUCAUUUGGUCAAAUCCAGAAUGAAAAACGUCCCUAUGCUUUAUUUUGGAAGAUUCGGGAGUUUCUGGACAAGUUCUUUGCAAGGGAGCAGCAUCCUUUGCUGAAUUAAAGGAAAACUGCAAAUAUACUUUGGUAUUCAGUCAGUUGUGUGCGUUGCGUUUACUGUUGAAAGACCGUGUUAUUGAUUCAGUCUGAAAUUUUUCUCGAAGGGUGAAAUGUUCUCAGUGAUUAGUUAACUGUAUUAUUAAAAAAAUAGCUAUGACAUGAAAGUGAGAUUGGCUAUAAGUGACAGGGUGGUACCUUGUACUUGGCGUUUGUUUUGUACAAGAUAUACUUAAUACCAAACUCAGAGUCAAGUGGAAUGGACAAUGUCAAUUUACAAACAGCACUGGAGCAUUUUCCAUCUUGAGAGUGGAUUUUUGUAUAGUAUACAUAAUAUCCUAGUGCUGUACAUGUAUAUUUUCUUUUCCAUUGAUAGUCCAUUAAGAAUAUUUUUUUAUUGGUAAGAUUUAAAAAAGGUUAAUUUGCCCCUUGAGAAAUGGCAGUUGAAUUUUUUUUUUUUUUUUUUUUUUUUUUUUUUUUUUUUUUUUUUUUUUUUUUUUAUUGAGAGAGGCCAUGUUCAUAUGUCUGCUUCUCGCUUUAUUUUAGAGUAGAACGAUUGAAUAUCUGUGAUCUCAAUCAGUGGAGUAGAUGGUCAAAAUGGGUACGUCACAUUAAGUACAUGAAUCUUUUUAUUAGGAAAUUUUUAUUUUGAAAAUUGUUUUCAAUCAGUGGAAAUGCGAUACAAUGUUACACAGGCAGUGUUAUCCCUUUAAAUGCAAAUUGAAAAUAUGUAACUAUGAGUAAUUUCUUUAGGCAUUGCUUGAUUGUUGAAAUGGCACAGAACCAUAUGUCACGGAAGUAAGUUGGUUCAGUGCCAAGAAAAUAUACAAGUAAAUAUUUUCAUUGCUCUUGGAUAACUAGAAGCUUAUGUUAGCCAUUUUUUUCAGACAAAUUUGGAGCUUGCAUGAAAGCAAGGUUUCAUUGUCUUUAGUAAGUGCUUGAGUAAUAUGUUGCUAAAGUCAGUCAUGGAAUUACAGUAGUGAAGUAUGAAACAGAAUACUACUUAGUUUCUAGUCGUCUUAGAGAGGUUUGAGGGUCAACAUAUUUCCUUAACUAUUGAUUGUAGUUUAGCAUUGCACUGCCUUUUAACUUAAGACAUCUGAAUGCGAGCUGAAAAGAAGUGAUAAAAGCAUUACCUGGGGAAUCUUAUUAGGAAAAGUCGAAAUACUUAGCAAACUAGUUCGUAUUUAAUGUAUAUUUGUACCUGCCAUAUACUUGCAUGAUUAAUCAAAAGCACUGUCGAGGAAGAAAAUAAGGUGAGGACGUCAUAAUAUUAUGAUAGCAACACUGGAUGUGUAGUCCAAAUCAAUUUGUAUUCUCAGCAUGAUAUCAGUCAAAAUCUGCAUGAGGAAUUCAUGAAUGGAAGGCCAGAAUGUCUUUGGUAGUCAAAAUGUGAAAAACAAAGAUUUAAGUGUUGGAGAAUAUAUAUAUAUUUUUCAAGAGAGAAAAUAUUAAAUUGCUAUAAUAUAUAUAUAACUGUACACUGAACUUGUUCAAUACAAACCCAUUUAAGUAUAUUCCAUUGAUUUCAUGGUGCCCAGCUUUUCUACUAUAACUCUUGUUUUUCUUUGCACUUAGGAAUAUAGUUACAUCAUUUGGCUGUUGUGUUAAAGAUAUAUAUGGUUUAUUUUAUAUAUAUAUAUAUAUCUACAUUACAGUUUUAAAUAAUAUUCUGACAACGUUAGGUAUAUUUAAUUUAUCAACACUGUACAUUGUUAUUUCUUCUGGUAAGAGUUCAUUAGUCCUCUCUAUUGCUACAAAUCCAAAAAGCAAAGUUACUUGCUAUGUUAAUUUAAAAUCAUGUGUAUUUAUAAUUUUCCACAGUGAAUAGACAUUUAGAACUUGUGAAUACUAGUUACAUUUCAACUUUGGAAUGCAAGAUCCUAAUGGAAGAAACAAGUCUUGUUUACGAGUCCUAGUGAUCAAAUGUAUUGUGAUGCUGUAUACCAGUUUUUCUUUUUUUUAAUAUGGUAUUGUAGCUUAUAUAUAUACAAGGGUAGGCAGUAUUAGCCUCCUUCCCAAGAUGUUGAAUGCUGGAAAUACAUCUUUCUAUUCCUUAACAUUGAAACCUCUUAUUGUUCUGUAAAUAUUAUGCUGUAUAUAUAUAUAUUUGUACAACAUUGUCUGGUCCUAAUUUUUUGUCUAAUAAAAUUUAUUUAUUUAUAA
Macrobrachium nipponense is the source of this 4440-nucleotide messenger RNA. Its product is annotated as NF-kappa-B inhibitor cactus-like. Lineage: Eukaryota; Metazoa; Arthropoda; Malacostraca; Decapoda; Palaemonidae. The record is from RefSeq and is a predicted model, not a curated record. Bases 564 to 1979 code for a protein of 471 amino acids. Gene Ontology annotation, cellular component: cytosol. Gene Ontology annotation, biological process: cellular response to tumor necrosis factor. The transcript has 7 exons. Gene Ontology annotation, molecular function: NF-kappaB binding.